GCGGCCAGGCCCCGCUCGGGGGCGGCCUGACGCGCCUUCCAGGCAGCUCCCGGCACCCCGGGGUGGGUGGGCGUCCCGCUCGGCCGGGGGUCCCCAAGGGCCCUGUGGACCCCUCCGCCGCCUCCCCUCUCCACCCCGAUCCCGGGAGCUCCGGCGCCCGCGGGAAGGAAGCGCGCGCCUGUGGGCGCUGUAGAGGGGCGGGCGGCGGCGGGUUUGGGGGGCCCCGGGGAGGCCGCCUAGCCGGGACGCCCGAGUCUGUUCAGGACCUAGGGCCGCGCUCUCCCCGCGAGCGACUGGGAAGCCGCCAGGGUCUCACUGCCAGUCUCCGGAGGUGGGAGUGCGUGCUCCGUCCGCCAAAAAGUAGGAUCAUGGAGCCGUUCGCGGUCUCAUGCAGGCGCGGUCCGUGGCUGUCACCUGUGAGCGGCACCGCCUGGAGGGGUGGAGGCCAGACCAAAACAAAACGGCAGAAACACCCUGCCCACGUCGGCGGGUGCAGAUGCAGUCCUCGCGGGCCGCGGCAGUGCAGAGAGCGCUACCUUCCCGCGGGCCCGAUGCCGCCUCGCUCGCCCUCAAGCCCCCCUGAGUCCUGACAGCGAAGUGUGUAGGGCAUCCUGCAGGAGUUGUGCGGUUCUGGGUGCUUUUGCCCAAAGACAUCCUUUGGGAUGAAUUCAGAGCCACGUCUCACGUCCCACGAGACUGGAAGAAGAACCAUGUAAAAGGAAUUCGACAAAAGCUUUCCACAUCUCUGUUUAUUCUUUUGAAUCCAUAAAACGACUUUUAAAAAAGCAUUCGGGCCACCUAAGAGAGAAUGCACUUCUGGCCAGAGCAUGCAGGAUUCUUUUGCCCAACAGGGGAAAGGAAGCAGAGAGCUGGCACAGCGGAAAUGGCCCUGGUGCCCUAUGAGGAGACCGCGGAAAUGGGGUUGCAGAAAUUCCACAAGCCUCUUGCCACCUUCUCCUUCGCCAACCACACCAUCCAGAUCCGCCAGGACUGGAGGCAACUGGGGGUCGCAGCCGUGGUUUGGGACGCGGCCGUCGUCCUCUCCACGUACCUGGAGAUGGGAGCCGUGGAGCUCAGGGGCCGCUCUGCUGUGGAGCUGGGUGCUGGGACGGGGCUGGUGGGCAUCGUGGCUGCCCUGCUGGGUGCUCAGGUGACUAUCACGGAUCGAAAAGUAGCAUUAGAAUUUCUUAAAUCAAAUGUUGAAGCCAACUUACCUCUGCAUAUUCAACCCAGAGCCGUGGUUAAGGAGCUGACUUGGGGACAGAAUUUGGGGAGCUUUUCACCUGGAGAGUUUGACCUGAUACUUGGAGCUGAUAUCAUAUAUUUAGAAGAAACAUUCACGGACCUUCUGCAGACUUUGGCGCAUCUCUGUGGCAGCCACUCCGUGAUUCUUUUAGCUUGCCGAAUCCGCUACGAGCGGGACAACAACUUCUUAGCCAUGCUGGAGAGGCAAUUUUCCGUGAGUAAGGUUCACUAUGAUCCUGAAAAAGAUGUACAUGUUUACAAAGCCCAGAAGAGAAACCAGAGGGAGGGCUUAUAGUUGGCUGUAAUUUAUAGGAAUGUUGUCAUUAAAUGUGUCAAUUAAGGUGUUAGCAGGGGGAAUCUAACCAUGUUUAAUGAAAUGGCUUACUGUACAAAAAGUCUAACCAAAGGUUCUCGGGGAACAAACUGCAGUGAUUUUAUAGUCAUAUUUCACUCACUCCGAAACUCAAUUAACAUUAAGAGGAGUGUGAGCUUUGGUUCAUGUUGUUUCUGUAUCCCAUAUGCUCCCUCCUGAUAAGCAGUUUUCACUGAUACCACGAAGGGCUGGCGUAUUGGCAUCUUCAAAGCAGUGAGCUUGUUUUGCUUUAGUGAGAGGCUAAGUCAUGCAAAUAACUUUAAACACAUUCUGAGAUAUAUGUUUAGCCCAUUUUUUUUCUAAUUUUCUGAAUAUAAAACAAGUUUAACAUA
This is a messenger RNA of Myotis myotis, 1950 nucleotides long. It is a transcript of the gene METTL21A, whose product is annotated as methyltransferase like 21A. The record is from RefSeq and is a predicted model, not a curated record. Gene Ontology annotation, cellular component: cytosol; cytoplasm. The coding region runs from base 809 to 1540 and encodes 243 amino acids. Gene Ontology annotation, molecular function: protein-lysine N-methyltransferase activity. Gene Ontology annotation, biological process: peptidyl-lysine methylation. The transcript has 3 exons. Lineage: Eukaryota; Metazoa; Chordata; Mammalia; Chiroptera; Vespertilionidae.